CACCACCACCAUUAAAUGUUGGUUAGGCUGCAUUCUGUGAACUUAAUUCUGUUCAAUGUGUCUCCUCUGUCUUCUCAGGCCCAGGAGGAUCUUACAGCCAGGGAGACCUGCAAGGCUGGAUUCUCAGAAGAAGGUUACACGGCAUUAAUCUCCCCAGAUAUUCUGCAAGGAGAGAGGCUGCUCAAAGUUGAGUUCAGCAGCUGUCUGGGGAGCCAGGGGACGCAGUAUGAGACCAACAGCCUGGACUUCAAGGUCGGGGCAGACGGGACAGUCUACGCCACCCGGGAGCUGCGCAUCCCCUCUGAGCAGGUGGCCUUCACAGUGACCGCAAGGGACCGCCGGACGGCUGAGCAAUGGGACGCCGUGGUGCGGCUGCUGGUGGCCCAGACCCGGUCCUCGCACCCUGGACACAAGAGAGGAAAGAAGAAAGACAUGACCCUGGACCCCUCCCAGCCCCCAAGGGACACGCUGCUGCCCUGGCCUCCGCACCAGCGCUCCGGGGGGCUGAGGCGGCAGAAGCGAGACUGGGUCAUCCCCCCCAUCAACGUGCCGGAGAACUCGCGCGGGCCCUUCCCGCAGCAGCUCGUGAGGAUCCGGUCUGACAAAGACAACGACAUUCCCAUUCGGUACAGCAUCACGGGCGUGGGCGCCGACCAGCCGCCCAUGGAGGUCUUCAGCAUCGACUCCAUGUCCGGACGCAUGUACGUCACGAGGCCCAUGGACCGGGAGGAGCGAGCCUCUUACCACCUCCGGGCCCACGCCGUGGACAUGAAUGGCAACAAGGUGGAGAACCCCAUCGACCUGUACAUCUACGUCAUCGACAUGAAUGACAACCGCCCCGAGUUCCUGAACCAGGUCUACAACGGCUCUGUGGACGAGGGCUCCAAGCCAGGCACCUACGUGAUGACAGUCACAGCCAAUGACGCAGACGACGGCACCACGGCCAACGGCAUGGUGCGGUACCGGAUUGUGACCCAGACCCCUCAGAGCCCAUCCCAGAACAUGUUCACCAUCAACAGCGAGACAGGGGACAUCGUGACGGUGGCAGCAGGCCUGGACCGAGAGAAAGUGCAGCAGUACACGGUCAUCGUGCAGGCCACCGACAUGGAAGGCAACCUCAACUACGGGCUCUCAAACACGGCCACGGCCAUCAUCACGGUGACAGACGUGAACGACAACCCCCCCGAAUUCACCGCGAGCACAUUUGCAGGGGAGGUCCCUGAAAACCGGGUAGAGACGGUGGUCGCCAACCUCACCGUGAUGGACCGGGACCAGCCCCACUCGGCAAACUGGAACGCCGUCUACCGCAUCAUCAGCGGGGACCCGUCGGGGCACUUCAGCGUCCGCACAGACCCUGUCACCAACGAGGGCAUGGUCACCGUGGUGAAGGCCGCAGACUACGAGCUGAACAGGGCCUUCAUGCUGACGGUGAUGGUGUCCAACCAGGCGGCCCUGGCCAGCGGGAUCCAGAUGUCCUUCCAGUCCACGGCAGGGGUGACCAUCUCGGUCACCGACAUCAACGAGGCGCCCUACUUCCCGUCCAACCACAAGCUCAUCCGCCUGGAGGAGGGCGUGCCGGCGGGCACCGCGCUCACCACCUUCUCCGCCGUGGACCCUGACCGCUUCAUGCAGCAAGCCGUGAGGUGGGUCUGCAGCAGCCGCUGCCCCCCGGUCUCCUGUUUUCUACCCUGCCCUUCUGCACUGUGGCCAGGUGUCAGAGCCCUGCUGACAGGCAGGAAACGCAGGAGAGCCAGCAACAGCUGGACAGGGUCAGAGGGCAGGCCUCGGGCACCUUGCAGAGCCCUGGCAGCCCCAGAAGGAAGCAGGGUCCCCAGGGCACAGCUGAGCUAUCGGGCACUCCUGUGGCUGGUCAGGGGAGGGUGUGCGGGAGAGCCUGUGUGCGCUGCCCUGGGGCCUGUGUGGCCCUGGCUUCCCGCAAGUGGAGGGUGUGGUGCAGCUGGGGGGCUGGGCUGCGUCUGCCUGAGGGCCUGCGUCUCUGGUGUGCUGUGGGCGGCUGCCUGUGCGCUGUCCUGGUGGGGCCUGAUCCCAGGUGGCCUGGCCCCCCGUGGUCACCACACCUGUCCUUCAGGGAUCCCCCCGGCCAGCGGCACUGGGACUCUGCAGAUCUACCUCAUCGACAUCAACGACAACGCGCCCGAGCUGCUGCCCAAGGAGGCACAGAUCUGCGAGAAGCCAGGCCUCAACGCCAUCAACAUCACCGCGGCCGACGCCGACGUGGACCCCAACGUCGGCCCCUACGUCUUCGAGCUGCCCUUCGUCCCCGCCACGGUGCGGAAGAACUGGACCAUCACCCGCCUCAACGGUGACUACGCCCAGCUGAGCCUGCGCAUCCUGUACCUGGAGGCGGGGAUGUACGAUGUCCCUAUCACCGUCACCGACUCCGGGAACCCCCCCCUGUCCAACACCUCCGUCAUCAAGGUCAAGGUGUGCCCGUGUGACGAGAACGGUGACUGCACCACUGUGGGCGCCGUGGCAGCAGCCGGGCUGGGCACAGGCGCCAUCGUGGCCAUCCUCAUCUGCAUCAUCCUCCUGCUGACCAUGGUCCUGCUGUUUGUGGUGUGGAUGAAGCGGCGGGAGAAGGAGCGACACACCAAGCAGCUGCUCAUCGACCCCGAGGACGACGUGCGGGACAACAUCCUCAAGUACGACGAGGAGGGCGGAGGCGAGGAGGACCAGGACUAUGACCUCAGCCAGCUGCAGCAGCCGGAAGCCCUGGAGCACGUGCUGAGCAAGGCCCCUGGAGUGCGGCGGGUGGACGAGCGGCCGGUGGGCGCUGAGCCCCAGUACCCAGCCAGGCCUGUGGUACCCCACCCAGGUGACAUCGGGGACUUCAUCAACGAGGGACUGCGCGCCGCUGACAAUGACCCCACCGCACCGCCCUACGACUCCCUGCUGGUCUUCGACUACGAGGGCAGCGGCUCCACCGCGGGCUCCGUCAGCUCCCUGGGCUCGUCCAGCUCGGGGGACCAAGACUACGACUACCUGAACGACUGGGGGCCCCGCUUCAAGAAGCUGGCCGACAUGUACGGGGGCGGCGAGGAGGACUAGAGCAGGCGGACCGGAGAGGACUGAGCCCAGGCAGCCGCCAGCUCCCUGCAGGGACAGCAGCUCUGCUGUGGAGGUCCCGCCCCGCCCUCCCCAGGUGGAGCUGUCCAGCAUGACCUGUCCCUGUCCUGGCCAGGCCUGCUGCCCUCUCAGUCGCCACCUACCACCAGGGAGAGCCAGAGGCACCGUCCUGACUUGAAUCCCCAGAACAGAAGCACUGUUUCAAAAACGAAAGUGCCUUUGGUACACGCGUCGGAUCCCCAACUCAGGAGUGACUGAAAGCAAGCAGACAGCCCCGCCUGGCCCCGCCCGGCCCCGCCCGGCCCCGCCAGCGGCGGAAGGCCCCCAGGAAGGCACGGACAGAGUCCUUCUUCUUUCUUUGUUGUUUUUUUUUCUUUCUUUCUUUUCUUUUUUUGCUGUUGUUGUUCGUUUGGGUUUUGGUUCUGUUGGGUUCUGUUGGGUUCUGUGCGUGCGUGUGUGACUCUUGGGAAAGUGGCUUGGGCCCAGGUCCUCACAGCCUUCGUGUCCAUGGCAAGGGCUUCCCAGCAGCAGAGGCCCAGGGUCAGCCACCCCCUGACCACACGCCCAGGCCGGGGGACGUGGUUUCACCCAAGUGGGUGGCUGUCCCCACCACAGUCAGAUGCUGUGAACAGCUGGGCAGCAGGUCCCCAGGGCCUGCCCCGGGUGCUCCCACCUCUGCCUUGGCCACCCCAUUGUCCCGGUCCCCCCAAAGGCCUCUCUCUGAGCCAGCUGGCACCCCCAGUGCCACGGAGGUGCCCUUCACCUCUGGUCCAAGAAGCCACAGCAUCCUGCAAACCCGGCCCGAUCUGCAGACACUCGGGAGUGGACUCCCAGGACCCCACAGAAGGCCUGGUGAAAACGCUUCAGCCCAGCCCUGAGCUUCCUUGACACUGUCCAGCCCGGGCCUGGGCAGAGGGCAGAGCCUCACCUAGCCCAAGCCAGAGCCGCCUGCCUCUCAGCAACCACAGGCUUGGUACCAGCACUGACUUUGGCACACCCUGGCCGCUCCCUCCCUGGGGCCAUCGGACCUGAGCUCCUGUCUGGUGUCUGUGAACUGCUGCAGGUGGCCAGCAAGAGGCCUGGUCGUCCUGAGCUGUCCAUCCACAGAUCCUCUAGGCUACCCGUGCCAGAGACUGAACCGUCUUUCCCUGUCCCAGGUCCCAGCUGCUCGGCCACGGUCCCUCCAGAGCUGGCGCCUGCUCUUUCCACGCGUGGCUUGACUCAGGCCUGGGGUUGGGGUGGCCAUCAGCCCCACAGGACACCCAUCAGGCUGUGCCCAGGGACUCCCAGGAGAAGGCAUCUGCCUUCCUCACUGGGCGAGACAGCAGGCCUGGGGCACCUCCAAGUCUGGGUUCAGGGGCACCUCGGGUCAGCAGGAGGCAGGCACUGGGAGGGCGUCCUCUGCCUGGUCAUUUCUGGCUGACCUCAGACAGUGACAUUGUGAGGGUGAGGGAACCAGUGGCCUGGGGGACCUGGUACCGGCGCACCCUCUGGGGAGCAGGAGGUGCCAGGAUUGAGGAAGGACAGGGGGCCCACACUGCUGCUGGGUCGGAGAGCCUCGAGGGCUGGGAGGUGGGGCGCCAGGGGCAGCGUGCCCCCACCAGAAGGGCUCUGAUCCCUGGCUUCCCCGGCCUCUGUCUCUCCCCUUGCUAAGUUGUCCUCUUUUCUAAAUAGCUUUGGCCUCAAAGAUGCGCCUGAGUGGACUCUAUACGUGCCAAACUUGUGGGUGUAUCCCAUUGGACGUCAGGGUUCUUCCCCAAACCAAACUUGUCCCCACCUCUGUUCUCCUCAGAGCUGAGCUGGGUCAGGCUCAGCUCUGUCUGUCCUGACCUCUCUGUGACCGUGACCGUGACCGCCUGGGGGGAGGACGGCGGGGGCUGCAGGUAGCCAGUCCAGGAGAUGGGCCUGGGAAGGGAGGGUCCCCAUCUCCAGCCGUGCUAUGCAAAUCGCUCUGGGCUGGCAGCCAAUGAGGGGGCCCCGGUGUCUGGGGGCGUGGCCAUGGCUGGAGGCCUGGUGGGGCUGGGGGUGGGAGCUGGAAUGUUGUGCUUAGUAUUUUGGACAGUUGGUCCUUGGAUGGCAGUCCUGAGCCGGAGGAGGAAGAGUGGCCCGUUUGCAGUGUGCACGCGAUGGGCAGCAGGGGACUGAAUCCCCAAGCUAACGUGGUCCUCUGGCCAGGAGAGGGGAAUCCCGCGGCCUGCUAGGUGCAUCUCCUGGCCCCACUUGUCGCUCCCCUCCUCUCCUCACCACCAGGCCCCCUGCACUGGGCAGGCUGAGGCCGCACACCAGCUGGGGUGGUGUCCGUGGGGGCUCCCUGUGACAGCUGAUAGCUUUCCCUUCCACCCCACACCCGAUCAGCCCCUGGGGCCAGAGAAGAUGGGGUUCCCACAUCAGAUCCACUCAGAGCUCUGCCCUGAGGCCCUGAGUUAGCAUUAGCCAGUGUACAAUCAGUGUCACGUCUCUCUUCUGUAGCGUGUAGAUUUGACCUGUCUGGUCGGCCCAGCCGCAGGGCCCGGCUGGCUGGCAGGGUGCGGGGCAUGCUUUAGUUUCUUUAGGGCAUUUUUCUUCUAGAGCAGAAUAAAGCUGUGCUGCAAGGUGGUGUCAGCAACACCCUGGCCUUGGUCAGCCUGGGCACCCCAUCUCCUGGCCAGCAGGUUUUUUUCUUUCUUGUCUUUCAGCACAUCCAAAAUGCUAGGCUUCCCGCCACCAAAGUGUCAGAGUAACGUCUGACUGUCGGGCCCUCAGAGGUGCCUCGGUUUCCCUAGCGAGAGUACACGGUCCAUUGAGGUGACCACUGUGUCUUCUCCAAGGUCAAACGCCAGGGGGAAGGGAAUUUCCAUUUCCAUCAAGCUAAAAAGGAGUAACACCAAAAAUCGGAACGGAAUCUCCCGUGCACAGGGGGCUCCGGCGGCGGCUCCAGGCUGGCUGGCCGCUGCCCGCAGCAGGCCGGGCCCCCCGUGUGCACUUGGACGCCUUUGCUUUUCCUUUCUCUCCUUUUCCAUUCUGGUUUUUUUGUUUUUUUUUUUUUUGCAUGUUUCUUUCUGAGAAUGGACAGACUGCGUAGCAGCCCGCAUGACCGUGGUUGUCUUGGAAAGGUACCGGAGUAUGACGUCUUCUCUCUGCAAUCUGAGCAUCGCGCCGUCAGACAGUGUUCCGGCUUUUUUUGUAAUCGUCAACAGCACAACUAUUUUGUAUCGUUGUUUGUAUCAUUUUGUACCGAAAAAAAAAAAAAAGAAAAGAAAAAAAAGGGAAGGAAGUGGAUGUUUCGAUGUGUCCUUGGUAUCAGGUGGCCUCGGCUCAGAGGAGCAGCAGCUCUGCGGGGGCGCGGGGCGCCAGCCAGGCCCCCGCUGCUCCGAGGAGUGAAUAAAGUCCCCUUUGAAGAGUC
Molecule: messenger RNA, 6469 nt
Organism: Ictidomys tridecemlineatus (thirteen-lined ground squirrel)
Lineage: Eukaryota; Metazoa; Chordata; Mammalia; Rodentia; Sciuridae
Source: RefSeq, a predicted model, not a curated record